Amaranthus tricolor (Joseph's coat) is the source of this 3996-nucleotide messenger RNA. RefSeq names its product probable LRR receptor-like serine/threonine-protein kinase At1g07650. Gene Ontology annotation, biological process: protein phosphorylation. Bases 269 to 3274 code for a protein of 1001 amino acids. The transcript is spliced from 25 exons. NCBI's taxonomy places the organism in Eukaryota, Viridiplantae, Streptophyta, Magnoliopsida, Caryophyllales, Amaranthaceae. The record is from RefSeq and is a predicted model, not a curated record. Gene Ontology annotation, molecular function: ATP binding; protein binding; protein kinase activity.
UAGUUUAAAAGAAAAAAAAAAAAAAAAUCAAUACUUCCGGUUGCUCAACAACUAUAAAAGUAAAAGUAAACAACUAACAACCAUUUGUCAAAUAGUUAUUAAUUUAACACCUGCAUAGCAUAGCUACUUAUGAUUACUUUGGUUUCUAUUUAAUGAUUGAACGGUCUACGGCGACAGCAGAUUAAAAGCCCACAUGGAAAUACUCUUAUGCAAAUCAAUAAUUAUAGUAGAAAUCUUGAAAAAAACGCUCUGACACAACUGCUGUGAGAUGGCUGGUGUCUGUACUACCCCUUUUAUUCUACUUAUGAUUACUUUGAUUUUCUUUGGCUUUUGUGCAUGCAGUUAUGCCCAAGAUGUUACUUGCUCUUCUCGAGUUCCUAUUGAGGAAGUGGAGACUCUACGUCAAAUUGCUAGAGAAGUAGGAAAGCUUGACUGGAACUGCUCAGCAGAUCCCUGUAGCAAUAGGCCGAAUGAGCUUUGUUGGAACUCAACAGACUCAAGUAAUAAGAAGUACGCCAAUUUGGUAAACUGCACAUGCCAUGAUGGCACAUUGCAUAUCUCAAAGAUAUUUUGGAAGUCGCAAAAUCUGGCUGGUGUCCUUCCUAGAUCCCUUGCAAAGCUGCCUUACAUUCAGACCAUCGAUCUCUCCCGAAAUGUCCUAACCGGAACAAUACCACCUGAAUGGGCUAAAACGAAGUUGGAAUUUGUGUCUCUAUUUGCUAAUCGACUAUCCGGACCAAUUCCAAAGUAUUUGGGGAAUAUUAGCACUCUCACUCAACUAAGCCUUGAGAGCAAUCGCUUUAUUGGAACUGUUCCUGCUGAACUUGGGAACUUACAAAAUUUAACGAACUUAACUCUAAGUGACAACCAACUAACCGGACCACUGCCUUUAGAGUUGACGAAGCUGACAAAUCUAUUUGUACUUCAACUAAGUAGCAACAAUUUCAGUGGAAGCUUGCCUGAUCAUUUUGAGAAUUAUUCUCAACUUCAACAUCUAGAUUUAAUAGGUAGUGGCUUUGAGGGACCAAUACCAUCCAGCAUAUCUUCUCUGUACAAUUUGAAAAUACUGAGAAUCAGCGAUUUGGGUGGAGAGGGUUCUGAGUUUCCAAAUAUGCAAAAUUUGAAAAAACUGAAUGCAUUGGUUUUGAGGAGCUGUAGUAUUACUGGAGAAAUUCCCAAGUAUUUUGGAAAUUUCCAGAAUUUAAUAACCAUAGAUUUUAGCUUCAACAAGCUGACUGGCACUGUUCCAUAUUACCCUCAAAUACAGUAUUUGUAUCUGACAAGCAAUAUGCUAAAUGAAUCAAUACCCGAAUGGAUCGUCAACACAGAUGAUACUAGACAUGUAGACAUUUCGUACAACAAUUUUAAUGAUACUUCUGUACAACCUUCAUGUGAUAGAGAUAACCUAAACCUGUACCGGUGCAAUGCUAGACAAAAGAGCUUAGAUUCGAGUGAAUGCUUGAAGGGAUCAAGAUGUUCAAAAACUCGGUAUUCAUUGCACAUCAAUUGUGGAGGACAAGAAAUCCGCAUUGGGAAGAAUACCUAUGAGCAAGACACUGAAACUAAUGGUGCUGCAACGUUUUUCCAUGAAAAGGCUAACUGGGGAUUUAGCAGUAGUGGAACAUUCUGGAAAUCUGAAAAUCUUACAACUUAUAUAGCACAAAAUACUUCGAUGCUAAGAAUAAAUGACACAGAAGCAGACCUGUACAAAGAAGCACGACUCUCUGCUACAUCUCUAACUUACUAUGGUCGCUGUCUGGCUAAAGGAAACUACACUGUGACACUUUACUUCUCUGAAAUUGUCUUUACAGAUGAUAAUACUUACACAAGUCUUGGAAGGAGGGUGUUUGAUAUUUUUAUUCAGGAAAAGUUAUAUGCCAAGGAUUUCGAUAUUGUAAAGGAAGCCAAGGGGACAAAUAAGGCCUUCAAUUUAACUUUCACAAAUAUUUCUGUUACAAAUUACAUAGAAAUCCGCUUCUAUUAUGGUGGGAAAGGGAGCACACAAAUUCCAUUAAAAGGAAAUUAUGGUCCUCUAAUCUCAGCGAUUUCAGUGAAGUCACAGUUCAACCCUCCUUUCGACUGGAAAAUAGUAAUGUGGGUUCUAAUAGGAGCUGCAGCGUGUGUUCUUGGCAUUGCACUUGGUUAUUAUUGGUGGAAACGCCGUAUGGCUCAUAUUCAAUCAAGGGAACAGGAGUUGCGAACACUGAAUCCGCAAAUUGGUAUUUUCACUUAUAAUCAAAUCAAGGCUGCCUGUAACAACUUUAAUGCUGACAGCAAGUUAGGAGAAGGUGGGUUUGGAUCGGUGUACAAGGGCACCCUAUCGGAUGGUACCCUUAUUGCUGUUAAACAACUUUCAUCCAAAUCAUCUCAAGGGAAUCGAGAAUUUUUGAAUGAAAUUGUUAUGAUUUCUAGUUUGUGUCAUCCAAAUCUUGUAAGACUGUGUGGAUGUUGUGUUGAUGCGCGCCAAUUGCUGCUGGUGUAUGAAUUCAUGGAGAACAAAGACCUCGGACAUGCUUUGUUCAGUGCAGGUGAGGGUCGAUCUAGAUUUGAUUGGCGUACAAGGAAAAAAAUAUGCAUAGGAAUAGCUAGGGGUUUAGCAUUCUUGCAUGAAGAAUCGAGACUUAAAAUUGUACAUAGAGACAUCAAAGCUACAAAUGUAUUGCUUGAUCGAGACCUUAACCCGAAAAUCUCGGACUUUGGGUUGGCAAAGCUUAAUGAAGAGGAGAUUUCUCAGAUUAGCACUAGAGUUGCUGGAACUAUAGGAUAUAUGGCUCCCGAAUACGCACUAUGGGGCUAUUUAACUCCUAAAGUAGAUGUUUACAGCUUUGGAGUCCUCAUAUUAGAAGUCAUGGCUGGAAGAAGCAACAUGAAAUUCCAGCCCAAUGAGGAACACUUUUGUCUUCUGGAUAAGGCCUUUUUCCUGAAACAAAAAGGAGAUUUGUUGGAGCUGAUGGAUCCAACAUUAGGAUCCAAAUACAACAAGGAUGAAGCAUCAAAGAUAUUUCAGAUUGCACUUCUAUGCACAAAUCCAUCUCCAGCACUUAGGCCAACCAUGUCAGAGGUAUUAAGCAUGCUCGAAGGGAAUACCGAGGUACAAGAACUGAUUCUAGAGCCGAAUUCUUCAUAUAGUCAAGAGUGGAUUUAUCAACACUCAUCUAAGAACCAGCUAAAACAAAUUUCUGAAGCUGAAACUCGGAGUUUAAUGCAUUCAUCAGAGGCACCAUCGGUUGAGUUGUCUUCCUCCAAGUCGAUAGACGUUAGUUACCCCUGUUGAUGGUGCUCCGUGAAGCGUCCAUGGGAAACACUGAUGUGUGCACUGUGCGGCAGAUAUGGUGAGAACCUUUUAAUGGCGUUGGCGUUGGCGUUGUCAUUAUCAUUAUCAUCAUACCCGGUGUAUCCCGCUCAUAGAAAACUAUGGUCAGGGUCUGGGAGGGAAGAAAGACGGCAGCUCAUACCCAUAGAGGAGAGUGCGGUCAAAGAGUCACUCGGCUCGAGAAAGGUCUUCAAAGAGAGAGAAACCUGCACUAUACAAAUAUAUGUGCAUGUAUAUAUUCUGGGAAAGGGCUGCUGUGUUCUAUAAACAUAUUGUAUACAUACAUGGAGAGACCAAAUUUCAUAUGAAUGUAUGAUUUGAUUAAGAAUUCAAACUUAAUCUAACAUUUGAUCUUUUUCCUUGCACAGGUGAACGUCAUACAUUAUACUAUUAUAGAAAUACGGAGAAAGGGAAAUGUACAAUUAUAGAAAGAAGGGAAAAGGAUAGAGCUUGACUACUUACAUGUGUAGAAGUGUUGUUUGUAAGAUGUUUGUCUGUUGGCACCAAAGCGGAGAACAUAGGCUUAGACCUGCUUAGGUUAUGAUUGAGUCCUUUGAAUAAAAUCUUUUAUUGUUUGAAUUGUACUUAAUAUAGAAAAAUGACAGGUUAUUGUUUUAGCGUGUAUGCAGAGAUGAGUGUUGGACUCAUUCUACAAUAUGAAAUAUAAAUGUUAUCGUGACUAA